Manihot esculenta (cassava) is the source of this 1973-nucleotide messenger RNA. Its product is annotated as endoglucanase 24. Gene Ontology annotation, molecular function: hydrolase activity, hydrolyzing O-glycosyl compounds. Gene Ontology annotation, biological process: carbohydrate metabolic process. The transcript has 4 exons. The record is from RefSeq and is a predicted model, not a curated record. Bases 216 to 1703 code for a protein of 495 amino acids. Lineage: Eukaryota; Viridiplantae; Streptophyta; Magnoliopsida; Malpighiales; Euphorbiaceae.
CCGAUCAUUGGAACACCCACAUUUAGCAGUACAUGUGAAACACUGAACAACUGACACUCUCUCUCACUCUCUGUCGGCGCAUCUCCUUCUCUAUCUCGUUUGCCCGUGACCCCCUCAAUUUUAGCGCAUAAAAACAACCACCAAACACCCUUAAAUACCCGCCACUCCCUAACUACCGAAACUAACCCACCGUGUCCCACUCCUCCUCCGCCACCAUGAAGCCCUCUCCUCUCCUCUUUCUUCUACUUCUCAUUUAUUUGAUUUCUCUGUUUCCGCUCUCCCAAUCCGUCUACCAUCAGUACCAAGAGGCAUUAUCUAAGUCCAUUCUCUUCUUCGAAGGCCAAAGGUCUGGCGUUUUGCCUCAAGACCAACGCAUCACCUGGCGAGCCAAUUCGGGUCUCAGUGAUGGCUGGACUUAUAAUACGGACCUCACCGGCGGAUACUACGACGCUGGUGAUAAUGUUAAAUUUGGAUUCCCAAUGGCAUUCACCACCACAAUGUUGGCUUGGAGCGUAAUCGAAUUCGGAGAAUCGAUGCCUCCAAAUGAGCUUAGGAACACUUUGGUCGCUAUUCGCUGGGCUACCGAUUAUUUGCUCAAGACUGUUUCUCAGCCUAACCGGAUUUUUGUUCAGGUGGGGGAUCCAAAUGUAGACCAUAGUUGUUGGGAGAGACCAGAGGAUAUGGAUACUCCUAGGACUGUCUAUGCGGUGGAUGCACCAAAUCCAGCAUCGGAUGUCGCCGGUGAGACUGCAGCGGCUUUGGCAGCUUCAUCUAUGGCGCUUCGCUCAUCGGACCCUGGAUAUGCUGACACAUUGUUGAGAAACGCCGCUGUAGCCUUUCAGUUUGCUGACAAUUAUAGAGGAGCUUACAGUGACAAUUCUAAUAUUAGAGAUGGCGUCUGCCCGUUUUACUGUGAUUUUGAUGGAUAUCAAGAUGAAUUGCUGUGGGGAGCAGCUUGGCUUAGGAGGGCAUCAUAUGAUGACACUUACCUAAGUUACAUACAAAACAAUGGCAAAACCCUUGGAGCUGAUGACAAUAUUAAUGAAUUUGGGUGGGACAAUAAGCAUGCUGGUCUAAAUGUUCUUGUGUCCAAGGAAGUCUUAGAAGGAAACAUGUACACACUUGAAUCAUACAAGGCAUCAGCAGAUAGCUUCAUGUGUACUCUCAUACCUGAAUCUUCCUCAUCUCACAUAGACUACACUCCUGGUGGCCUCAUUUACAAGCCAGGAGGAAGCAACUUGCAACAUGCAACAACAAUCUCAUUUCUUCUUCUUGUUUAUGCAAAUUACUUGGAAAGAACAUCUCAAUCAGUGAAUUGUGGCAAUAUAAACGUGGGUCCGUAUUCGCUUCGUGAACAAGCGAAGAGGCAGGUCGAUUACAUAUUAGGGGAUAAUCCUUUGGGAUUAUCUUACAUGGUCGGAUAUAGUAACAAUUAUCCUCAACGGAUUCAUCAUCGUGGCUCAUCCUUACCGUCGAUUAAAGAUCACCCUGAAUUCAUCGGUUGCAAAGAGGGUUCGAUUUACUUCAACUCUACAAAUCCUAACCUUAAUGUGUUGGUUGGAGCAAUUGUGGGUGGACCUAGUGAAGAUGACUCGUACGGAGAUGAUCGAGCUGAUUUUAAGAAGUCUGAGCCUACUACGUAUAUUAAUGCACCAUUUGUUGGUGUGCUUGCUUAUUUCGCAGCAAAUCCUAAUUUUAGUUGAAAUGAUAGGCCGAUUAUUUUUGUAUAUAAGUCAAUAUUUAUUGACAUUUCAAAAUAGGAAAAUGAAGACUCUUUAUCUUGGCAAAGGUAAAGAGGGAAGAGGCCUCAUAUAGAUGCUGAAUUUGAAGAACUGUAUCACAAAACCUCAUUGUGAGUUUUUGAAAAGCGAUUAUGAUUGUAAGCAGCUCAUUUUGAGAUGUAAAAUCCAAAUGUAGCUUCAAAGUUUACAAAAGGAAAUGAAAACAAAAAAAAAAAAAUUCAGUUUCUUGCA